AGCGCUUGGAGGGGGUUGGCCUGGUGUGCACUCCGCACCUCGGGGACGCUAUUGCGCGUGGAUCGGCAGUUUUGGGAAGGCUUUUGCCCAGAAGAAAAGAUGUUUGGUUUUCACAAGCCAAAGAUGUACCGAAGUAUAGAAGGUUGCUGUAUUUGCAGAGCUAAGUCCUCCAGUUCUCGAUUCACUGAUAGUAAACGUUAUGAAAAGGACUUCCAGAGCUGUUUUGGGUUGCAUGAGACUCGUUCAGGAGACAUCUGUAAUGCCUGUGUUCUUCUUGUGAAAAGAUGGAAGAAGUUACCAGCAGGUUCAAAAAAAAACUGGAAUCAUGUGGUAGACGCAAGGGCAGGACCUAGUCUAAAGACUACUUUGAAACCAAAGAAAGUAAAAACUCUAUCUGGAAACAGGAUAAAAAGCAACCAGAUCAGUAAACUGCAGAAGGAAUUUAAACGUCACAAUUCUGAUGCUCACAGUACCACCUCAAGUGCCUCCCCAGCUCAAUCUCCUUGUUAUAGUAACCAGUCAGAUGACGGCUCAGAUACAGAAAUGGCUUCUGGCUCUAAUAGAACACCAGUUUUUUCCUUUUUAGAUCUUACUUACUGGAAAAGACAGAAAAUUUGUUGUGGGAUUAUCUAUAAAGGCCGUUUUGGAGAAGUCCUCAUUGACACACAUCUAUUCAAGCCUUGCUGCAGCAAUAAGAAGACAGCUGCAGAGAAGCCAGAGGAGCAGGGGCCCGAACCUCUGCCCAUCUCCACUCAGGAGUGGUGACUGAGGUUUAUGUAGAAGGGGAACAAAUGAUUUAAAUUUUGAAAAGACCACAAAGCAACAAACUGACCUUACUAUUUUUAACUUGGAUACCUGCUAUUCUGCCAAAAGACAAUUUUCUAGAAUAGUUUUGAAUGGGUUAUUUUUUCCUCCAGUCCCAUAAACUUUGAAGCCAGUGUCUAGCUUACUAAAAGAAAAAAGAAGUGUACAUAAUAUUUAAGAUGCUGAGUAUUUCAUAGGAAAGCUGAAUGCUGCUGUAAAGUGCUCUUUAAGUCUUUUUUUUUUUUUUAAUAAUCCCCUUCUAAUGAAUUAAAUAAAGGGAAUUUCAGGGGACACAGAUGGGAUUUGUUGUAUGAUAAACCAUAUGUAGUUUUUAGUCUUUCUAUAUUGAGAAGCAGUGGUUGGGGCAUUUUUUAAAGAUGGCUGGCUACACUUGUUUUCCCUCAUGUUAGUAGAUUUGUCAUAACUCAAUAACACGUCUUGCCCCUAGUGGUAGUUGUUAAUAAUUUUGAAAUAAUUGAGUCUCUCCAACUUUCUGAUGAAUCAAACCUGUACUACUGAUGAUUAAGCAGGACAGACUGAGCUUUUUGGUGCAAAUACCUUGACGGAGGAAGUAAUUUCUAAUUAUAUAGAGAGAAGCUUGACUGUAUGUGUUGCAUCCUGUGUCACCUUCCUUCAUAUUAAUAUUUGUUAAAGAUUUUAAUUUAUGUGAAUCUUUUCAAGCAGAAUGAAAUCUCCUCUUGGAGAAGAGGUGAGUAGGUGGGAUAGAUGAGAUCUUAUAUGAAUAGUACCAAAGCAUUACCACACCGUGGAAAACACACUCUUAAAAAUGUUAAACUAUGUGCAAGUCUUCAGGAUGGCACAAAACAAAGGUUAAUGCUUCUUGGGCACGUUGCUUGUCGGGCUUGCCCGAGUGUGUAAAUAAUUGACUUUAUUUGUGUUACAUGACUGGUGACUUCAUUGAAAUCUUCACAAUUCAGUUUUAGCUCUGGAUUACUUCACUUGACCUUUGUGAAGGUUCUAUCUGCAUAGAGUAGGUGUUUGACUUGUUUUAACCUGUUGGGCUUUUGGGUUUUUUUUUUUUUUUUUUUUUCACUUUUUAAAAAAAAAAU
This is a messenger RNA of Marmota flaviventris (yellow-bellied marmot), 1874 nucleotides long. It is a transcript of the gene Sinhcaf, whose product is annotated as SIN3-HDAC complex associated factor. The record is from RefSeq and is a predicted model, not a curated record. Gene Ontology annotation, cellular component: Sin3-type complex. Gene Ontology annotation, biological process: negative regulation of cell migration. Lineage: Eukaryota; Metazoa; Chordata; Mammalia; Rodentia; Sciuridae.